GUCCUUUCCCGGCCAGAGAUAUCCUGGCACUAUCCUUUCGCCGAUGGGUACGAGUAGGUAGUGAGGUCUGCGAUAGCCUGCGAAUCCUCAGCCAUCUCUUCUCCGCUGGUUUGCUGGUAUCUUUCCCGACCUCGACCACGCACUCACACUCGCUUUGACCUUGCCGACAUAGACACGUUCGCGACAUGCAGCCUGCCCGUCCCUGAUCUCUCUUGUCCCUACCCUCUUUAUGCGCUUCGCCUCUCGCUUGGAACACCGUGGCAGGCACUCUUGAGCAACUAUUGUUGAAGGAAGUAGAGGAGGAAGUGGUCGCGCACAGUCCUAUUCGCGGAUAGUUGUGAUGCUGGAUUGAGCCAUCUGGCAAGGUGCGCAUUUUGCACGUUCACUCGUUACAAGAAGAAUCAAACAUUCGCUCCGAGACAUAAGAAAAGAGUUGGGUGAAUUUUCACAAGCGACAGAAUGCGUCGCUUUUGGUCCCUCGUUUCACUCUAUGUGGCCGUGGUCCAUGCGGAGGACUUCAGAGGGAAUGCGAGGACACCGCUCAGGUUCAUACCUAAAGGAACUGUUGGCUACACAAAUUCGACGAUAUUAUAUCAGAACACGACCACUUCUCCUACAGAAUCACCUUCGUUCCCAACAUCUUCGGACGAUGCUAUCACACACUCAAUAACCUCAACGCCCCAUACGGUCAUAGGGAUAUACACCAACACCUCCACCACUCUACCAGAGACUACGACUAACAAUACUACGGACGACACUCCAUCAUGUACCGGGUCAAUCACGUAUUAUGGCUCCGUCCCACCGACAGUCUAUGUCACAGUCACAGAGGGCUUCGAUGUGACUGUCACGGCUAGCAAUGUAUCCAUCACUGACACUCCUACCCUAAUCACUCCUCUGCCAUACUGCCAACAGACCAUCAUGCCCGGUGCAGGCCCAGUCGCUCCCGACGCAUCUUUUGUUUCGGCCUCGUUCGCUGCUUCUUCUCCUCCGGCCGUUGCAAAAUCAUCUGGUAAUCUCCCUUUUCUCAGUCUGAGUAAAGGCCCACCAGCGCCAGCUCCCCCAGAACCAACGGAAACCACGGCUCUAGCGGGUUCUUCAGUCUACGCAAGCGUUCCUUAUACCAGCACAGUUAUCAUUACCAAGAAGACACCGGUCACAGUGGUGGCACCUCCGACCAGUUCGCCGGACAUCAACUUCCAUCCUACUCCUCCCAGUUCGAGGCCACCGUCAGGACCGUCUUCUGUCAACGCAAACGCUAGCGGGGGUAAAAAUGAUGGCAAUCCUGGAAACAACGGCAGUGGAAACCAUAACGGUAAUGAUGCAAAUCCUCUCUCGCCUGGUGGAGUUGGCGCCUCUCCAACGAAGAGCACAGUGACAACCUUCCCAUCCCUGACCAAUACUGCUGGACCAACACCGGGCACACUGGUCGUGCCGUCAACCACGCGGUCCGGUAUCGGCAACAUCAUUGCUUCAAUCAUCUAUUCACCAUUCGCAACGCGCUUACCUACUGGACGACCAGCAUUCGCACCCACCACCACCACAGUCGACAACAUCCCCAUUGUGGUUUCCGAAUCUAGGGUUAUCAUUGGAACCCAAACUGUGGAUGUACCCAGAUCUUCGUCAACAGUAGUACACGCCGGGGGAGACGACUUUACUGUCCGGCCAAGCAUCAUCGUUGCGCCGACGGCUACCAUAACCUUAACACCCGUUCAACAGCACGAUGCAUCUACAGUCUCUCCUGCGACAACCACAUUCACCACUGCUAUCGGAGACCUGACGAUUACAGUCGGCCCAACUGUAGCCAUUAUUUCGGGGACAACAUAUCGGAUCGGCGAUAACGCUCCAGCAACAACUAUCUCUGUGCACGGAACAAAGGUCUCGAUUGGCUCGGAAGGUAUAGGCCUCCCAAGUACAACAAUAGUCCCUGGGGGAGCGUCGUUUGUCGUGGUCACCGCAGAAGGAUUGACGUUCUCCUUGGACGAGAGUGAAGCAAUCUUUAGUGGUACGACAUACCGCAUCGGCUCAAACGCGCCUCAAGUUACCACGACAGUUGCGACUGACAGUAUUUCCUUUGGCCCUGGUGGAAUCGGAUUGAAGUCGACGACGAUUCUGCCAACUGCUGCUCCACAUCCAACGGUGCAAACUAGCGAGCCAUCAGUCACCUCGGCGCGUGGCGCUGCGGCAAGCGAAUCUGCAAGCGCUGAUAGUGCAGCGUCUUCCAGGUUCAAACCUCUGGAUAUUAUCUUCAGCUGGAAUGCAUUGGCCAUAUUGCUGUGUUUAUUUGUUUGAUCUCACUUUCUCACUUUGGCAUGUAUGGUGUUGGAGGAGCAAGGAGAUACUGGCGUGGAUGGCAAAAUGUUUUUGAUUUGCAACGGGUGAUAAUGGACACUCUUUUUGGCGGCAAUUUUCAGCCGUCCGUACGACUUGAUAUGAUACCCAGCUAUAUAAUGCGGCACAUGAACUUGGAUACGGUAUUGGGGCUCGAGUUGGACUUGGGACGAUGCUUUGUUUUGUGCAGGCUGGGUCGGAGGAAUUGAAACUGGACAAAAGCCCAGUCUGACGAUAGAUAACUGGAAUCUGAAUAUAGAAUAAUAAGUAAAAUAAGAUCUCUAUCGCAAUCA
Messenger RNA from Exophiala oligosperma, 2621 nucleotides. RefSeq lists its product as uncharacterized. The record is from RefSeq and is a predicted model, not a curated record. The coding region runs from base 460 to 2289 and encodes 609 amino acids. The transcript has a single exon. Lineage: Eukaryota; Fungi; Ascomycota; Eurotiomycetes; Chaetothyriales; Herpotrichiellaceae.